Aethina tumida (small hive beetle) is the source of this 640-nucleotide messenger RNA. Its product is annotated as cuticle protein 7. Bases 22 to 624 code for a protein of 200 amino acids. NCBI's taxonomy places the organism in Eukaryota, Metazoa, Arthropoda, Insecta, Coleoptera, Nitidulidae. The transcript is spliced from 2 exons. Gene Ontology annotation, cellular component: extracellular matrix. The record is from RefSeq and is a predicted model, not a curated record.
AUAGUUGAAUAGACGUCAAUCAUGUUUAAGGUUACAAUUGUUGUUGCGUUAUUUGCUAUGGCCCAGGCCAGCUAUAUUCCUUCACACUUUUACGGAAGGUCCAUUUAUGACUAUCUCUCCUUCCCAAUCACUACAAGGCUGGAACCUGUCAUAAUUCCUGCGUCAUCCCCCGUAACAUCGAAACCAUCAGCACAUUACGACUAUGGAUACGCUAUAAGUGAUCCAUAUUCUGGUGAUCACAAAAGCGCUUAUGAAACUCGUCGUGGAGACGUAGUGGCCGGCAGUUAUUCAUUUGUAGAUGCCAAUAAUACCAAACAUAUUGUCGAUUAUACGGCCGACGCAAAACACGGUUUUAAGGCUAAAGUCCGCGAAGAGCCAGCUAAGGUGGUUGUAGCUGAAAAGGUCAAAAAGAUCGAAAAGAUCGAAAAGAUCGAAAAGAUCGAAGCCCAGCCAGCUGUUCGUGUCGCUCCAGCUGUUGUACAAGCUCAUAUUUUGCCCGAAAGGUUCGAAGCUUUUCCGACGUUUUCCGUUCUCCCACCAUUAUACAGAUCAAAUAUUUUUGAACCGGAUUUUGAUCGCAUUGCUCCAUUGCCCUUAGGGGAACCAUUUGUACGUUAUUAUUGAUGAUAAUUAAAUUAUA